Messenger RNA from Strongylocentrotus purpuratus (purple sea urchin), 1114 nucleotides. Its product is annotated as adhesion G-protein coupled receptor G2-like. NCBI's taxonomy places the organism in Eukaryota, Metazoa, Echinodermata, Echinoidea, Camarodonta, Strongylocentrotidae. The transcript is spliced from 3 exons. Gene Ontology annotation, cellular component: membrane. The coding region runs from base 1 to 669 and encodes 222 amino acids. Gene Ontology annotation, biological process: G protein-coupled receptor signaling pathway; cell surface receptor signaling pathway. Gene Ontology annotation, molecular function: G protein-coupled receptor activity. The record is from RefSeq and is a predicted model, not a curated record.
AUGGGCAUCGAGGGGUUUCAUACUUACCUGGUCAUCAUCAGAGUCUUUGAUACUUACAUACCGAAAUUUAUGAUCAAAGCUGCUGUGGUCGGAUGGGGCAUUCCGGCAGUUAUUGUUGGUUUAACUGGAGGAAUCGCUCGGAACUCGUAUGCCGUUGAAGAUUAUUGCUUCAUCCAUAAGUGGUCGUUGAUCGGUGGUCUUCUUGUACCAAUGGCCAUCAUCCUCCUUGUCGACACCGUCAUCUUCAUAUUGGCAAUGCGUCACUUGAAGCAAUCUGCCAGAAAGGAAGGUCGUGUGAAGAAGGACUACAGAGACCAACGACAAGAGACCCUAGAACGAAUCCAGAAUGGUAUCGCCAUGUUGAUCCUGCUUGGCUUCACCUGGAUCACUGGAUACCUGACCCUGAUCAAUGUAGACAUCGCCAACACCCUCUUCAUCAUCUCCAACUCCUUACUAGGCUUCUUCAUCUUCGCCCUGUAUUGUCUUCGUAAGGCAACCAUCAGAGACCAAUGGCGUCGAGGUCUUUCUUGCGGAUUCUCGGGUGAAGACCAGAACACAAAGCGAAGUAUAGGACCGACACCAAUGAAUACAAACGGAACUACAGGAACUUGUUCUUCGUCUGAGGACUCGUCUUCUGUGCAUUAUAGUAACCCAUCUUAUGCAUAUUGACGAUAACAUGAUGUAUGCUAGUAGCUUAUACAACCAUCAAAUAGAUUUUUUAUAAAUCUAUUAGAGUUCUAGUCUUACAACAUGAUAUUUUUCACAAAAGAAGCCCAUAAUUCGCAUAUUGUCUGUCCUAAUAUAAUGUACAUGUGAUUUUAAAACAUUACGUAGAUACAAAUAGAUCGUCUGUUUCGAUGGGCAAUUAUAGUAUGAAAUCAUAUUGGACAUUUGUUAUAGUAAAGCAAACAUGAUGCUUGUAUGUUAAAAAGUGACAUUCUUUUUGUGAAUAUAAAAAGAAUAAAAAUCAUAUUUUGAAGAGCAAACCAAAUUUAUAGUGAGGUGUACAUUUUUAAAUAAAAAGCAAUGUAAAUGAUAGGUCAAGUGAUCAAUGCACGGUUACAAAUUUUGUAGAAGUCUGGGGUUCCUGUGAUCAUGACGAAAAUAAAAAUGA